Ostrinia furnacalis (Asian corn borer) is the source of this 1794-nucleotide messenger RNA. Its product is annotated as MYCBP-associated protein. The record is from RefSeq and is a predicted model, not a curated record. The transcript has 2 exons. Lineage: Eukaryota; Metazoa; Arthropoda; Insecta; Lepidoptera; Crambidae. The coding region runs from base 31 to 1794 and encodes 587 amino acids.
UCAAAUUAAUUGAGGUUUCAACAAACAAACAUGGAGAGAAGGGAAAAUAUCGAUAUAAAAGAGAUUAUCAGGAUGAGCGAUCACAUCGAGCCAGAUCACGAAUUACUUGUUUGGGAAAAAUGGAUCAAAAUUAGGCAAGAGGAAACUACGAGACUGGGAAAAUUAACUAAGCGCCCUCCAGCCGAUCUGACAAUGAACCUUUUAGAGAAAAUUCGUGAAGAUAAAGAAUGGAAAGUUGCUUUAGAGCAUGCUCAAAUUAAAAAGAAGCCUUCGUUGAGAGGAGGACUUUGGGAGCAACCUCUUAGAUUAAAACAAGCAUGUUUUUGUCAGCCCAUUUACGAAGUGCAGAGAACAGCGGCUGAAAAAGGAACACCAGCAGUAAUUGAGCACAUAGGUGUACCAGAUUUUGUCCAGGAGAAAGAAAAGGGGUUAACUGGAGAGCCUAAACGCAAGCCGUGUGUGCAAUUAGAUGCAGAUUACGUAAAGUACAGGAAAGAUAGAGAAGAACGACUCGAAAAGAAAAUCAAGAGAAUUGAUCCUUUUAGACCUCUCAUUGGUGAACUGAUAGUUCGUGGUGGAAAACCUAAGACUCCCGUGAAAAAACUUCCUCCGUCACCUAACAUUACUAUCACGGAAGAUGGUCCAUACGAGCCCGAGAUUACGGCUGUCUAUGCUAUCAGGAUUAACAAUACCAUAAUUUACAAAGAUAUACCUGGACAGAAUUUAGCAUGUUUGGAUAAAAUAAAGAAAGAGAGCUGGCAUGAAGAAUGUACCUCUUGGACGUACUAUUUCAAAGUGCCAAUAAAAAGGGCUGGUCGUUGUAAGCUCUAUUUGAAAAACUUAGGCACCGUCACACUUCGUUAUUGCUGGAAGAAACUUAAGAAGACUAUCCCAUUUAUACCAGAAGACAUUUACGAGCAGGUAUUUUUCUUCAACAAAAACGAAGAUGUCAUAUCCCCUGGACAGAGCAAAGUAUUUUUCUUUACUUUUGUAUCCGAUAAACCUGAGAUAUUCAGCGAGUUUUGGGAACUCAGUUUCUGCAAUAUUUGUUUCUUUGAUACCUUAGCUGAUAAAAUAGUUGUCAAUUUAUAUGCUGAUUCCAUUGAAGAUCUAGAAAGUCUUCAUAGAAAAGUUAAUGUACUUAAAUCGAGAAUUGAUAUAAAAGCGGUUUAUAAUAUCGUUAGAGAUAUGGUCGACGAUGCUGUGACAAAAGCCAGCACUAUAGAGCCUCAAAUAUAUCCAUACAAGAAACUGUUUUUGGAGUCUGAAAUGUUCUUGAUGAAGAAUCCAGUAUGUUAUUAUCAUCAGACAGAGGUGAUGAAGAUGAAAGAUCUCUACACUGAAAUGGUUCCAGGAGAACUUUGGGAUUUGUCUAUUACUUCGUGGAGGGCAGCAAUGAUGGAUAAAUUGUAUGAUGAGAGGAUGAAAUACUUUGAGUUAUUGAGGAAGUCUCAUAGUGAGAUGCUAAAGCCCUGGUAUGAGGGUGAAAGUGUACUGAAUCAGAAGUAUAGAGCUAUGAAGUGGUUGCUGGGAAUGAUGGCCGAUAAGUUUGAUGCGGAGUAUGAGCGUUUGUUGACUGUCAGUGGAAUUCGAUUGCCAGCAGAAAGUCAGUCUGAGAUCCUAAGUGAAAGCAGACUUGAGCUGGACUUGGAUCCACGUAAAGUGAAUUUAAUGCGAAACCUUUUCUACAUGUACGCGUAUGAACACGUCGUCACGACCAUCGAGAUGUGUGCUGGCGUUUUGAGUAGCAUAGAUUUGAAUAGAUGGAUCGAAUUUGACUUUUGUCGCUUUUGA